AUGAGAAGUAUCGUGUUAACAGUUUUGGCUUUCGCCCUCAUCUUCGCUGCUGUUAGUGCCCAUCACUAUCCGAUUGCCGAGGAGGAGGAAGGCUACGAACCCUUCCUGCCCUUCAUUGCCGGCGGUACGAAUGCCGUGAACGGACAGUUUCCAUCGAUCGUGGCCGUCGGUUUACCGGCACCGCCCAACAAUGCGUUCUGCGGUGGCGUUAUACUGAACGAAAACCAUGUCCUCACGUCGGCACGCUGCGUACUGACGCCCCAGCACACACUGCUCUUCACGAACCAGCUCAACAUCCUGUCCGGCAUGUUGCAGCUUAACUUCGGUGCACCGCGCAUCGGCAUUAGUGCCGUCUACGUCCAUCCGCAGUACAACCCGUUCACAUACGAGCACAACAUAGCAGUGCUGCGCACGAGCUCGAACUUUUUCCCCCCGGUGGUGCCCGUACCGAACUUGGACUUUGCGCUCUUCUACGAGGAAAUCCCGUUCGACGGUCAGGCAUGUCAGGUGGUGGGCUGGAACAACGGAACGGCCACUCCGAUGCAGCAGUUCAUCAAUGCGCCCAUCCUGAACCGUGACACCUGUAACGGGCUGGCGGUACAUUUGGGCAACAUUCGCGAGUCGAUGGUAUGUGCCGGUGGAACUAACGCCGGUCCAGGCGUUUGUGCCUCGAACCUCGGAACGGGAUUGUUCUGCGAUGGGCGGCUCGCCGGUAUCCUAUCGACGGGGCUGGGCUGUGGACAGGCAAACAAUCCCGGUGUGUAUGCACAGAUUCGUUUCUAUCUGCCCUGGAUACGGGAACAGUUCUCGCGGCAAGACAUUCCGCUCGGUGGUACAUCGCCCAUUCCGGUGAUGUGA
Anopheles marshallii is the source of this 858-nucleotide messenger RNA. RefSeq names its product trypsin-like. The transcript is spliced from 2 exons. Gene Ontology annotation, biological process: proteolysis. Bases 1 to 858 code for a protein of 285 amino acids. NCBI's taxonomy places the organism in Eukaryota, Metazoa, Arthropoda, Insecta, Diptera, Culicidae. Gene Ontology annotation, molecular function: serine-type endopeptidase activity. The record is from RefSeq and is a predicted model, not a curated record.